Molecule: messenger RNA, 462 nt
Organism: Fusarium vanettenii 77-13-4
Lineage: Eukaryota; Fungi; Ascomycota; Sordariomycetes; Hypocreales; Nectriaceae
Exons: 2
Coding region: 1-462 (153 amino acids)
Source: RefSeq, a predicted model, not a curated record
AUGUCUCCCCAGCCGUCUUUCCCCCCUUACGAGGUCUCCCUAGUAUCCAUCAAAUCCCCUAAUCACACUAUCACCUCCAACCUCACCGAUACCGAGCCGUCCUACCACUCUCAAAACCCCAACGUACUACACCUCACCAACGACGGCGAGUCAAGCUUCAUCGGGCUCAAUUACCUCCAAAAGCUGCACGCCGACCAAUUCGGUCCCGACAAAGCCCUACCGGAAAUAGACGCCAGCACAGAGGUGCAGCUCCUCUCCCGAUUCGCCAACACCGACGAGGCCCAAGUCACGACCCAUCGAGUCUUGCAUGACUGGGAGACGCCGGUACAGCAAUGCUGGAUGAGGAUGAACUCGGGACACAAGUCGAACAAGAGGUCGGGUCAGAAGAAGCCUCGCAAGCAACAACAGGUUGCGCAGCGGAGACGACGUGCGGAGGCCCUCAGGCAAUGCAAUGCCAUGUAG